AUGGCUAAGGCGGUCGUCGCUGGUUCGGCCGGCGAACCAGCUACUUACUCGUCUCUAGCCUCUUCUCGAUCUAAUGCUGAAUCAACAUCCAGAUCAACACCCUCCCCACAGGCAAAGAUCGCGCGUCCGUACUCAGCUGGGAAACAUGAGACGAUCUGGAAUCUCUGCGCGGCAGGCACAGCGGUUACUAUCUUGGCUUUGAUUCUUUACUCGGUUUUCAACCUACAGCUUGAUACCAAGGGAUGCCGCCCGAUCUUCAUGGCUCCGUCAUACACGCUUCUCAAGGACUUCAAUACCUCGCACUCGCGACUCGCAUCGAAAUACUCCCUCUACUUGUACCGAGAGAUGGGAUAUCCUUCGCCGGCUGAGGUACGCAAAUCUCUAUAUUCUCUCUAUCACCUCGAUGGAGUUCCCGUCCUGUUCAUUCCCGGUAACGCAGGAAGCUACCGACAAGCCAGAUCAAUUGCUGCCGAAGCGACACGCGUCUACUUUGACACUCUGAAUGAGAAGGGAACUUAUGGUGGAGAGAAUUCUCGACAUCUGGACUUUUUCACUGCAGAUUUCAACGAAGAUUUCACUGCGUUCCAUGGAGUCACUUUGCUGGAUCAGGCAGACUAUCUCAACGAUGCUGUUUCCUACAUUCUAUCAUUAUACUCUGCAAAUCAUGACAGCAACAGACAAUUCGUUCCGUCAUCGGUUAUCGUCUUGGGUCACUCAAUGGGUGGCAUUGUCGCCAGGACAAUGUUGACUUUACCAAACUAUAGAGAAGACUCGAUGAAUACAAUCAUAACUCUAUCGACUCCGCACGCUGUUGUACCCGCAACUUUUGAUUCCGAAAUGGUCAAGCUCUAUGAGAAAGUCAACAAGUACUGGCGUGACUCAUUCACAAAGUCCUCGAGUGGCCAAAACCCUCUCUCGUCAAUCGCACUAAUCUCAAUUGCUGGUGGGAAGCUCGAUGAUACAGUACCCUCGGACUACGCCAGUGUGUCUUCAUUCCUGCCGCCGACGAACGGCUUCACCGUUUUCACUUCGUCGAUUCCAAAUGUAUGGACUGGAAUUGAUCAUCUGGCGAUCGUAUGGUGCGACCAGUGCCGAAAGGCUAUCGCGAAAGCUCUCCUUGCUAUCGUCGAUACUAAAAUGCCUGGCCAGACCAAAGACUUGGAGACUAGGCUUCAUAUCUUUCGGGAGAGGUUCUUGACUGGCUUAGAAGCGUCUGCUGUCCAACAAGAGCCUCCAUUGUAUGAUGUUUCUUUGCUGCUGUCUGGAGCUUCUAUAUCUGAUCGGCUACGUAAAGGUAAUCGCGCGAUGCUGAGGCGUGCUGAAGAACAGUCAUGGGUCUUUUCAAUUCCUGCAGACUCUCAAGCGAGCCAUCUGAGGCUCUUGACCGAUGGAACCAUAAGCUCGGCUGAAGAUGAAGACCAAAUCAGCAUUCUGCUCUGCAGAGCACAGUCACAGAACCCCCAGCAAUCGCAGUACAGAGUGAAAAUGAGCAUUGGUGAAGGAGAUGAUGUGUUGCCGUUGACUUGUGCGGACUUGCAGUAUUCCACAGCUAUCCUCCCUGCUUCUACUAUAAAGUCCAAGUACUCUUACGACGGACCAACAUUCUCAUACAUCAAUCAUAAUCGAACAGACCUUUCGCAAUCCGAAUAUCUCGUUGUAUUGGACUAUCGCUCCUCUUUCAAGAGUGAAGAAUUCAUAUUUACAGAACUUGCAAACAGCAGAGCUCAAACAUACGAGCUGGAUCCCGGAUCACUGAACAACUUCCUUAAUGGUUCCAAACUGGACUUGGAGACAAGUAGUGGCAGCUUUCAUGAGAUUAAGAUCAACGGAGCUAGUUCAUCACUGAUUUCAUACAAACUCUCCUUGCUCUCUGAUCCGCGCUGUGAUUACUCGGCCACAUUCUCACCGCUGCUCCGUCAGUUUAUUGAGGAUCCUUAUGAAUCAAAAUAUUUUCCAAACGUCAAGGAUAAGGAGUUGAGCUUCCAUGGAUUAGCGCCGUUUGUGCCAGUGGUUGAGACACAGGGCCAGGAUCAUGAUCUCAGGCUGAAUAUCUGGCUUGAUCCGACUUGUCCAUCGACAAUUCAAGUGCGCGUCAAGGUUGAUGUAUUGGGGAGUUUAGGGAAUCUUGUCAUGCGGUAUAGAACCGCUUUGGCAUCGUUCCCUUUAGCGAUUGCUGCGGUGAUCCUCCUGAUUCAAUUUAGGAUUUACAAUAACACAGGUGUGUUUGUGACGUUUGGAGAUGCGCUGUACGUUUACUUGCAAAAGUAUGCUGUCUUCGGGAUGAUCAUAUCAGCUUUAUUGCCUUUCGUGUUUGAUAGACUACCACACCAAUCUGCACUUUUAUUCAAAAACUCCGGGUACGGCGAGGCUGAUGUGAUUCAAAGGAACCUGAAAGAGGCGACUCUUUACCUUGGCUCUUAUGAUCUUUCCAUGUCUUUGCUGGGACCGCUGUUUGUGGUUAUUUCCUCGGGACUCAAUGCAGGACUGUACUACGCAGUUCUUUGUUGUCUUUACAUAUCGUCGAAGCUCGUUGGUCUGAUUAGGAAAAAACGGGAGGAGUUGCUUCCGCGGCCGUGGACGAGUGCUGUCAUUAGAUUGCUGGCACAGUCGACCUUAGUGGUGGCAUAUGCGCCAUAUCAGCUAGCGUUUGUGAUUUCUCUUCUUGUACAUUGCUGGACUUGCAUCAAAGCCUUCCGCCUUCGAGGCGGACCUGGUACUCUGGCUGCCACCAACUUCCCCAAAUUUGCUAUUUCAAUCUUGGUUCUUCUGCUCUGGCUUCUUCCAAUCAAUGUUCCAAUCUUGGUGGUCUGGAUCCACGGACUUCCGAUGCAGUGGACCACACCGUUUUCUUCAGAUCACAACCCCCUGUACACUCUACCUAUCUCGAUGAUGGUGGAAAUACUGGCAGCAUCUAGACUGGUACCCCCGACAGGCAAGCCGUUCUCGACGGUUACGUCGUGUAUCUUGAUUUUCCUGACUGUAUUUGCAUGUAUAUAUGGAAUGAUGAGAGCGUAUGGGCUGCAUGAGAUCAUCAACGUAUUGUGCGGAUGGCUCGUUCUAUUGUACUUUGUGUCGGAUGACAGAAGAAGGGUCGGAUCGCAUACUGGUAGCCACAGUCGGAAAGAAUUGUGA
Molecule: messenger RNA, 3132 nt
Organism: Myxozyma melibiosi
Lineage: Eukaryota; Fungi; Ascomycota; Lipomycetes; Lipomycetales; Lipomycetaceae
Product: PGAP1-like protein-domain-containing protein
Exons: 4
Coding region: 1-3132 (1043 amino acids)
Biological process (GO): GPI anchor metabolic process; endoplasmic reticulum to Golgi vesicle-mediated transport
Cellular component (GO): endoplasmic reticulum
Molecular function (GO): phosphatidylinositol deacylase activity
Source: RefSeq, a predicted model, not a curated record